Astrephomene gubernaculifera is the source of this 3141-nucleotide messenger RNA. The record is from the annotation of a GenBank genome assembly. Lineage: Eukaryota; Viridiplantae; Chlorophyta; Chlorophyceae; Chlamydomonadales; Astrephomenaceae.
CCUUUACUGCAAGGAACCCUUCCUGGCAUAGUUUCAUCAAAACAACGGGCGGCUCGCCGCCAUCUUCCUUGAGGCCCAAGGAUUGGGGCCAGUUCCUUGAUCUAUUUACCGAGAAAUCAGUUAUCUAGAAAUCCUAGUCGCUAGCCAGAAAGUUCCCAGCCGGAGCCGGCGGUGUGCCGGAUCCGGAGCUGCUCGCCCGCACCGAUUGAGGACUAGCCUUGGUUGCUAACUAACUAAGAUGGCUGCUGACGACGAAAAGAAGAAGAAGAAGGAGAAGGAGGAGAAAAAGGAAAAAAAAGACAAGGAGGAUAAACCCAAGAAGGAGAAGUCGGAUAAGGAUAAGGAGAAGGGCGAUAAGAAGGAGAAGUCCGAAAAGUCCGAAAAGAAGGACAAGGAAAAGAAGGAGAAGAAGGACAAGGACGGCCCCAGCACCUCUGGCCGUCCAGCCAGCUCCCGUGCGCCACCGCCGCCCCCUGCUCGUGGGCCACCGGGGCGGGGGCCGCCAGCUGCCAAGCAGCCUGCCGCCAGCGGCAAUGACUACCUCGCGGGCAUCGACCUGCCCUCGUCAGAAGAGGAGGAGGACUUCGAGGAGCGCGGCCGCGUAGAUGAGGAGGCCACGCGCGCACCCAUUAUGGUGGGCACCAGCCGUGACAACAAGAAGCUAGCAGACAAGGAGCGAAAAGCCCUUGAAGCUGCCGUGCGGGCCAAGGAGGACGCGCUGCGGGAAGAUGACAACGUGUUUGACGUGGCGUACGAGGGCAUGGGCGACGAGGUGUCGGCCACUGCCACGGACGUCAAGGUACAAAACUUGACGAUCCGCGCCAAGGGCAAGCUGCUGCUCGAGAACGCGGCUGUCACCAUUGCUGCGGGCCGCCGGUACGGUCUCGUAGGCCCCAACGGCCGCGGCAAGUCGACGUUGUUGCGGCUGAUGGCUCGGCGACAGAUCCCGGUGCCGCUCAAUAUCGACGUGCUGCUGGUGGAGCAGGAGAUUGUGGGGGAUGAGAGGACGGCGUUGCAAGCCGUGGUGGAGGCUGACGUGGAGCUGAUGGGGUUGCGCGCGGAGGAGAAGGAGCUCAUGGAGCAGCUGCAGGACGAGGCCAAGCAGCCCGACGACUUUGACCACGACACGGCGCAGGAGCGGUUAAACGAGAUCUACGAGCGGAUGGCUCAGAUCGGUGCCGCCAGCGCCGAGAGCCGCGCCUCCAAGAUCCUUCACGGUCUGGGCUUCACGGAAGCCAUGCAGCGGCGGUCAACGCAGUCCUUCAGUGGUGGCUGGCGCAUGCGCAUCUCCCUCGCCCGCGCGCUGUACAUCCAGCCCACGCUGCUGCUGCUGGACGAGCCCACCAACCACCUGGACCUGCGCGCCGUGCUGUGGCUGGAGGAGUACCUGAUGCGCUGGAAGAAGACGCUCAUCGUGGUGUCGCACGACCGCGACUUCCUCAACUCGGUCACCACCGACAUCAUCCACCUGCACGACAACAAGCUGCACCAGUACCGAGGCAACUUUGCGCAGUUUGAGGAGAUGUACGAGCAGAAGCGCCGGGAAGUGAACAAGGCGUACGAGAAGUACGAGAAGCAGCUCAAGGCGGCCAAGAGCGGGGGCGGCAAGGACGCCAAGGCCAAGGCGGAGAAGGUCACCAGCAACGCCACAAAGAGCCAGGCUAAGCGGCGCGGCGGUGCAGCCGACGACGGCGCCUCCAGCUCUGCUGCCUCCGCCCCGCAGCGCUGGUCGGACUACACGGUGGAGUUCCACUUCCCCGAGCCCACGGAGCUGCCGCCGCCGCUCAUCCAGCUGAUUGACGUGGACUUCAAGUACCCGGGCAGGGACGACUUCGGGUUGCAGGGUGUCAACAUGGGUGUGGACAUGGGCUCACGCGUUGCCAUCGUGGGUCCCAACGGCGCCGGUAAGACGACGCUCAUGAACCUGCUCUCGGGCGACAUCUCCCCCGUCAACGGCGAGUCGCGGCGGAGUCACAAGCUGCGCAUCGGCCGGUACGCGCAGCACUUUGUGGACGCGCUGUCCAUGGACGAGAACCCCGUGGAGUACCUGCUCAGCAAGUACCCCACGGCGGGGCUGAAGCCGGAGGGCAUGCGCGCCAUGCUGGGGCGCUUCGGACUCAGCGGGCAACACCAUCUGACACCCAUUUGCAAGCUGUCGGGAGGUCAGAAGGCGCGUGUGGUGUUCACCUCCAUCGCCCUCAUGCAGCCGCACAUCCUGCUGCUGGAUGAGCCCACCAACCACUUGGACAUGCAGUCCAUCGACGCGCUGUGCGAUGCCCUCGGCGAAUUCGAAGGCGGCGUCAUUGUGAUCAGUCACGACGCGCAGCUGCUGUCGCGGCUGUGCGAGGACGAGGAGCGCAGCCAGGUGCUGGUGGUGGAGGACGGCAAGAUUCGGCAGUACGCGGGCGACUUUGAGGACUACCGCGCGGAGCUCAUCCGUGAGAUCACCGCGGAGCUGGAUGAGGAGUAGGCGGCGGUGCUGCGGCGGUGCUUGACAGGCGGGGGGGGGGCCGCUGGCUGGCUUGGUUGCUGCAUGGGUUGCGGCUGGAUGUAGUAUUAGGAAUGCGCAUGUGUGCAGGCACAUGCUAGUGCAGGUUGCCUGCUGGGAGUAGGGGCGCAGAGUAGAAGCAGAGCCAGGGAGGUCCCCUGAUGUCUUGACAUGGCAACAACCCUAGACGUGGGGACAUUACUGAGUGAAUAGGCAAUAGGCAGGAACGGCAUGUGGUGACGUCGUGGGUCUGCUUGCGGAAGCAGUACACCUUCAGUUGCGUUCUACACAGGUCGUGGCGUUAUGUAGCCGCUUCGUUGGCGGCACCUUGACUAAGAGAAGACACGACAGCUAUCCGACAGCAGGCGUUUUGGAGUUCACCUGACGUUGACCAUAUUAUUUACCGAGAGUGGAAUUGCAUGAACUGAUUACACAUUAAGAGUGAUGUGAUUGCAUUGGCAAGUCUGUUAAGACCGUCAGUACAGACGAGAGUGGUGGAUAGUGGUAGAGGAGUUAACGUGUCGUCGUGGGCGAUUCCCCGACGCACAUGUUGCUGUCUUGCUAUCGGGCACGACACAUGCACAACUCGAGUAUGCAAACGUGUUUGCGCUUGGCACAGUGGACGUGUAAGGCUGAUGAGGAUGAUGCGGCUG